Molecule: messenger RNA, 5795 nt
Organism: Anolis carolinensis (green anole)
Lineage: Eukaryota; Metazoa; Chordata; Lepidosauria; Squamata; Anolidae
Gene: arfgap1
Product: ADP ribosylation factor GTPase activating protein 1
Exons: 14
Coding region: 189-1487 (432 amino acids)
Biological process (GO): regulation of endocytosis; regulation of ARF protein signal transduction
Cellular component (GO): Golgi membrane
Molecular function (GO): GTPase activator activity
Source: RefSeq, a predicted model, not a curated record
GCUUUUUAAAAAAACUUUACCCAGGAACCUUUGCGAAGUGGCAACGUCGCCGGCAAAUGGCGGAGGCGGUGUGUGCGCGCGCAUGCGCAGUGAGGAGUGAGCCAGAGACGCCGACGCCGGGUGAGAGAGAGGCUGGUUGAGUGCAGAGAGAGACGGGCCAGGGGUUUCGGGCCUGCUUCGAGAGGACCAUGGCAAGUCCAAGAACAAGAAAAGUCCUGAAAGAAGUGAGAGUACAAGAUGAGAAUAAUGUUUGUUUUGAGUGUGGUGCAUUUAAUCCCCAAUGGGUGAGUGUGACUUACGGAAUAUGGAUCUGCCUUGAAUGCUCGGGAAAACAUCGAGGCUUGGGUGUUCAUCUCAGUUUUGUGCGGUCUGUCACUAUGGACAAAUGGAAAGAUAUUGAAUUGGAGAAAAUGAAAGCAGGUGGUAAUCAUAAGUUUCGGGAAUUUUUAGAGUCUCAAGAAGAUUAUGACGCUUGUUGGUCACUGCAAGAGAAAUACAACAGCAAAGCUGCAGCACUCUUCAGAGAUAAGGUGGCGGCACUGGCCGAAGGUAAAGAAUGGUCAAUUGAAACAUCAUCUGCUAGAAACUGGACACCACCUCAGCCCAAAGUUGCUCUUUCCUCAACUCAUCGCUCUGCUGGACAACAGCAGAAUGCAGGUGGCACUUCUGACAAAGCCUUUGAAGAUUGGUUAAAUGAUGAUGUUGGCUCUUAUCAAAGUGGCCAAGAGAAUCGCUAUGUGGGUUUUGGGAAUACAGUUACUCCUCCGAAAAAGGAAGAUGACUUCCUCAACAAUGCCAUGUCCUCUCUAUAUUCAGGUUGGAGCAGUUUUACAACUGGAGCAAGCAAGUUUGCUUCUGCAGCUAAAGAGGGUGCUACCAAAUUUGGAUCUCAGGCUACUCAAAAGUUUUGGGGCCACAAACAGCAGGCAGAGCCGGCAUCAGAGUUAGGUCAAAGUUUAAAUGAAAAUGUUCUCAAACCUGCACAGGAAAAGGUGAAAGAUGGAAAAAUUUUGGACGAUGUUUCCCAUGGAGUCUCACAUUUGGCUUCCAAGGUCCAGGGUGCAAGCAGUAAGGGCUGGCGAGAUGUUACCACUUUUUUUUCUGGAAAAUCGGAGGAGCCUUCUGAAAGGCCACCUGAGGGAGAAAGCUACCAGAAUACCAGCGAAGGCUACCAGAACAAUACAGUGGAUCACAGCUUUUGGGAGACCUUUGGCAACUCAGAUCCACCCAAACCUCAUAAGUCCCCAAGCAGUGAUAGCUGGACCUAUGUGGACAAUUCUAUGGAGAAGAAGAGCUCGGAUAGCUGGGACGUCUGGGGCUCAGGGACAGUCUCCAAUAACAAGAACAGUAACAGUGACAGCUGGGAAAACUGGGAGACCAAUUGGGAGAAUGCAGCAGGGGAGGGCAAAGCCAAAAAGGCCCCCAAGAAGACAACAAAAGAGUCACCAUCAGCUGCUGAAGAAGGAUGGGAUAACCAGAACUGGUAGAAACCUGUCCUGUCCAGUAUAGCCAAGGGGAAAGUCACACUUCUGGAAAGAUUUACCAUGUAACUGGAUUCAUGUCCUUGUCAUUUUGGGCCUGUUCAAACCACCUGCUUUACAGUUCAAUUUUCUUUCCACUCUGUUUACAACUACAGCAGAAACUUUUGUUUGCAGAUUCUUGUACUUUACUAUAUGGAAACACAUCUCUCCCAUGGAAAUGACCUUGUAUACUAGUGCUGCUGUUGUAUGUGGACUUCCUUAAAGCAAGAACAUACUUUCAUAGCACAGCAUUGCAUGUAUAGUCUUGCGGAAUUGCCCAGCUUCUCUUUGGAGCUUCAAGUAAAGCCCUUAGCAGCCUUUGAUAUGAGGCUGUCUUUGUUUGGUUAGUGAACAUUGACUGAUGCUGCUGGGAUGGCUUUGAAUUAAGCCAAAAUGGUAAUUAAAACAUUGUUGAAACAGUUCUUAGGUUUAUUAAGGUUUGAUAGAAACAUCAUCACUUGUUUCAAUUUUUUGACAAAGAAGAAUCAACUGAAGCUCGUUAUCUAAAACAUCUGGAGUCAAGAAUGAGGCAUUUCCAACUCCUGUGCUUGGAGGUUUUCAACAAUGGAACACAUCUCCCUUUUUAAAAGUUAAAGAACAGAUUUUCUUUUGUAUCCUUCUAAAUUUUUCAUUUUUUUACUAGAAUUGCCCAGAUACUAGAGUGCACUUGAAUAGCCAUUGUAUGUCAGAUGUGGCAGAACAGGAUCUCCAGUUGACAAAAGCAAAAUUCUCAAGCUUCAUCAUUCUAAUUAAACAAUAUUAAUUAAAUCAUAAACGCCAUAAUUUAUCAAUGAAUAGAACUUUGGACACAUGAAUAAAAUCAGUUUACAAGACUUUAUGGUAGGUUUCUUGGUUCUUCCUUCUCUGAAAAAUUAGAAAGACUAUAAUCAAGAGUGGUCAAAUUGCAACUUUCAUCAUGUUGGACAGUUUUGCAGCCAUUUGAGAAGAAUUCAAUUAUUUCUUCCUACAAAGUCCUCUGUAAAGGACUUUUACAGAUAUCUUGUCAUCCCUGUAAGUUAAAAGGGCAACAGUACAGUGUGGCUAUUGAGAUGUGAAAACAUGCUGGAAAACUUUGAAUCAUGGUGUAGUUGGCUGAAGUCAAAACUGGAAGCCAACAUGGGCUUUUCAGAAAUUGAUAUAGACAUUUGUUUGCAGACCUACGUUUUACAUGUUUGAAUUGCAGCCCAAGAAGAUCUCCACAUUGUCAAGUGUGGGUCUACAACUCUGUUCUUAUGGACCUUGGUAUGGACUUAAAUUCCCACUUCUAAGAAUUCAGCUUAAGAUAUCUGCUGUAUAUAAUUGUCUACACACAGAAUUACCCACUAAGUAUUAAUAGUUUACUAGGGUUCUUGUGUAUUGUUCAAUAUGUCAAUAUCUCGUGAAGUUAUACAAUCGUGUCAGCUUGUUCUGCUGUACUUAAUUCCUAGUCUUUAAAACUGCCAACUAAAAUCUUCUGGUUUUCCCUUCUGUUGUUUCUGUUCCACCCUUCUCUCUUCUGAAGGGUUGAUCUUAUUGUGCUCUUUCUGUCUACCAGUGGUAGCAGUGGUGAGAUGGUCCUUGCCUUGUCUUCAGAAACCCUUAAAGGUGCUUUCCUUCUGCCAGGCAGACUCCUAUGUCUUGUGUUGAGAAUGCCUGACCUUGUACAACUGCUCCUUACAAGCAUAAAUAAAUUUGAGCACAAGGAGAGUUGAAUUUGUAGUGUUGGUGCUUCCAUUCUUGCCAACAUGUGUGUUAUGAUAACAUUGGAACUUAAUUGAAUGUUCAAAAUCUAGAGAAUAAUGGGAGCUUAUACCUAAUUUUUCAGUCUGUUCUCUUAAAAUAUUUCCAGCCAUGGAAGCCAAUGCAUGUUUUCUAUACUACUUGAGAGUGGAAUACUUGCUCUCAUGAUCUGGCAGUAAAUCUUUCAAAGACUAGCUAUAGAGAAGACAUACUUAUGUUGUCUUCAUGAAUUAAUAUGAGAGUCUCUAAAUUAUAAGAAUGCUUCAACUUUUUGUCACUUUAUGAAAUAUUCAUACAGUCUCAUGAACAAAAGAUAUAUAUAAAAGAACUUCUAUUUUCUGUUUUCUUAUGUUUUUCUAAGGCCUCAUCUGCCAUAUAAUGUAGUUUCAGAAUGCCGUUUAACUGCAUUGGAACUAGAUUAUAUGAGUCUUAACUACAUUUUGAAACUACAUUAAAUGGCAGUGACUUAACUUAGCUUUGCAUUUCCUUGCCCUGGUCAUAUAAUAAUUUGUCAUUUAAAACUUUCUACACUUUCACAUCACCCCUUCACUUUUCAGAUUCUUAAAUGGCAUCACGGAGCUGCCAUCCUGGUAAAAUGAUGCAUAGGAAACAUUGGAUGGCAGGAUUAAAAUAUCCUGUAUCUUGAAAUAGUUAUCAAGGUCUGAGUGAGAAGUAGUAAAUACUUCUUCAAAAAAUGAUUUAUUUUUAGUCCCAAUUAUAGCCAGGCCUGAAAAUUGAUUGGUUUUACAUUGUUGGUCUUAUAUUAAGAGGACAGAUAUCUCCUCAGCAAACAGUGUUUUACAAAACUACUAUUUUUCUGGUUGCCUGCAGCAGAACAAAUUGAAGUCUGAAAUAUUGUAACUGCUAUUAAUUGCUAACAAUUAUCCAUGAUGUUGCCUAAUAUCUUUUGAACUCGUGUUUGGACUCAAGCUUGGACUUUAUUCCUGUUCUAAGGAUCAUAAUGAGUAAUAAGAAAAGUCUGUAGGUUAUAUCAAACUGGCAAAGAAGCAUUAAAUGUAUGCCUUUUGAUCAGUUUCAUAAGAUUACUUUUUAGGAGAGACAGUGCAUAGAAAGUAGAGGCAUCCGUCGAUAUUUAAAAGUUUAUUGUGCUGUUAAGAUCUCACUUUUUUAAAAGGCAGCUUUCUUUGAAAAACAUGAAGCAAACCAGGAAGCCAAGAGAUGCUUUAAUGUUAGGCUCCAUUUUUGCAAGCGGGCUUAUUUUAUUUUGUAGAUCUUACUGUUUAUUUUUUCCCAGGGAUUGGACUACAAUGGUACCUCAAUUGUUUACUACUACAAAUUUAUUUAUUUAUUUUGCAGAGAGGUACUUGUAGAGGAUACCUGGGAGUUCCGCAUUUGUCUUGGGUUGCUUUCAAUAUAUGGAAUUGGUAACAUUAGAAAUAAUGUCAGUUUUAUCAUCAAUAUUUAAGAUAAACCUACAAUGCAGUAUUUAUUAAAGCUCAGUAGCAUGAAGUGGUUGCUGUACAAGAAGUACAUUUCUAAACUACCCAACAGCCCCAAAAUCCUCCAACUGUAACCUAUUCUUCCUUCAGCCAUGCAAUCUUGACCUCAUGAUAUCAAUUCUUCCAAUUUCCUUGAGUUGAAAUCUAGCUACCACUAUUCUGAUUCCCUCAGUGUCAAUACAGAUGUUGCAUUUUUUCUCCCCGUGGGUAAAAUUGAGUGUGGGGUGGAAAAUACGGAUUUUGGAACAAACAUCUGUGAACAUGACUACCGUCGUAUACUGAUAAAUCUCUAGAGAUCUAACGAGUGGAUUUCCACUGUGAUGUAACUUUCCAUGUGUUUUCCACUAAAGGCAAUGUAGGGAGGGAAUCAUAAUUGAAAUUAGUAAAAUGGAAGGCGUAAAUUGGCUUGAUUCAGAUAAGAUUAUAUCUUUUCUCCAGGAUCUGAAAUGCUAUAAUCUUAUAGUGAAAUCAAGGUUGCUUGCAGGAUUGUUGUAAAUGUUGAGCAUUUCUAAGAACACAACUGUGUGUAAAUGAUAGGGUUCAUAACUUAAAAUCUUUUGCUGUACAGCCUUGCUGGAAGAUCAGUUUAAAUCCACAAGAAUCCAGCACGCAUAUACACAGAUCCCAUUCGAACAUUCCAUGGGUAGAUUUUUUAAUGUAUCGAUGUAGUAAAUUUGUGCAAUAACUUAAAACCGUUGGGUGAAACUCAUUUUAAUUUAAUCCAGAUUGCAAGGUUUAGAGGUGCAGUCUCCCAGUACCAAGACCUCACAUUGACCAAAAUAGAGGCCAGUACCAGCGGAGGACUUUGCCAAAAGCUAUGAGUGCUAAAGGAUGGAUUUAAGAAACUUCACUGGAUUCUUAACCUUCCUCUUUUAGCUUGAAGUAAUGGAUCUCUGGAACUCUUGUUUUGUUUCUUUGAGAGAAGGAGAGUUCUGAAACAUGGUAACAUUUCAAUUUUCCUUCUGUAUGUUUGUGACGUUCACAAGAACAGUGAGCGAUCUUCCUUGUUCUGUAAAGUGGUUCAGGAUUCGAACCUACUGUGUCAUCUUGAAAACAAAACAAUAAAGCAAGAGAAAUGAAACAAAGCAAUUCAAAA